Molecule: messenger RNA, 6466 nt
Organism: Myodes glareolus (Bank vole)
Lineage: Eukaryota; Metazoa; Chordata; Mammalia; Rodentia; Cricetidae
Source: RefSeq, a predicted model, not a curated record
GUCACGCCAACUUCGUUGGACUUCCCCAAGUUGCCGGGUACGCGUGUGGAGUGAGGCGGAGAGCGAAGCGGAGGGGCGCAGGACUCCCGGAGCCUUGGCUGCGGAUCAGGGUCCCGCCACCGACAGCUAGCGGGAUCGGAGUAGUGGGCAGAGCCGAUCUCUCGCCCGCUAGGACACCGCCCGCCUGGCGCCACUUCCCGCGCAGCGAGGGGACCGGCCCAGCCGCGCCUCCCUCCGCGCACUCGCCGGUCCGCAGAGUGGGCGCUGGUAGGAGCGCGGCCCCAGCAUCUUCUGAGCCUAGGGCUCAGUUUGGGGCGGAUGCUGCCCGCGCUGGACGCUGGCCUUCGGAGAAUCUGAUCCGCCCGCCGGGAGGAGGAGGCUCGGCCGGGGAUUAGGGUGCCCCCACCUGAAGAGGACACGUUGGGUGCCAAGCCAUGCCCCUGAGCUGAGGGCCAGCUGCGAGCCAGAGGAGCGCCAUGGCACCGCCUGUCCCCAUGGAGAAAGGACUCUCUUUGCCCCAGGACUUUGUACACAGUCUGAAGAUCCGGGGCAAAUAUGCCUUGUUCCUGGCCUUUGUGCUCAUAGUUUUCGUCUUCAUUGAAAAGGAAAACAAAAUCAUAUCCAGGGUCUCGGACAAGCUGAAGCAGAUCCCUCAAUUUGUGGCGGAUGCCAACAGCACCGACCCAGCCCUGCUUUUAUCGGAAAACGCAUCUCUCUUGUCCCUGAGCGAGUUGGAUUCUGCCUUCUCCCAGCUGCAGAGCCGCCUGCACAACCUCAGCCUGCAGCUGGGCAUGGAGCCAGCAGUGGAGGCCCAGGGGCAAGAGCCUGCGGCAGAGAUGCCAUCCCACCAGGCUGCAGCAGGGCACCGGCGCCACGUGCUCCUCAUGGCCACCACCCGCACCGGCUCCUCAUUCGUGGGCGAGUUCUUCAACCAGCAGGGCAAUAUCUUCUACCUCUUCGAACCACUGUGGCACAUCGAGCGCACCGUGUCCUUCCAGCCGGGAGGCGCCAGCGCAGCGGGCUCAGCGCUGGUCUACCGCGAUGUCCUCAAGCAGCUGUUGCUGUGCGACCUGUACGUGCUGGAGCCCUUCAUCAGCCCGCCUCCUGAGGAUCACUUGACUCAGUUCCUGUUCCGCCGGGGAUCCAGCCGCUCGCUCUGCGAGGAUCCAGUGUGCACACCCUUCGUCAAGAAGGUCUUCGAGAAAUACCGCUGCAGGAACCGUCGCUGCGGGCCACUCAAUGUGACCUUGGCGGCAGAGGCCUGCCGCAGUAAGGACCACGUGGCCCUCAAGGCUGUGCGCAUCCGUCAGCUGGAGUUCCUGCAGCCACUGGCAGAGGAUCCGAGGCUGGACCUGCGAGUCAUCCAGCUGGUGCGCGACCCCCGAGCCGUGCUGGCCUCACGCAUGGUGGCCUUCGCAGGCAAGUACGAGAGCUGGAAGAAGUGGCUGACAGAGGGGCAGGACCGGCUAAGCGAGGAUGAAGUGCAGCGGUUGCGGGGCAACUGUGAGAGCAUCCGCCUGUCUGCCGAGCUGGGCUUGCGGCAGCCGGCCUGGCUGCGUGGGCGCUACAUGCUAGUGCGCUAUGAAGACGUGGCACGCAGGCCACUGCAAAAGGCCAGAGAGAUGUAUGGCUUCGCCGGCAUUCCCUUGACCCCGCAGGUGGAGGACUGGAUCCAGAAGAACACUCAAGCGGCCCGUGACAGCAGCGACGUCUACUCGACUCAGAAGAACUCCUCGGAGCAGUUUGAGAAGUGGCGCUUUAGCAUGCCCUUCAAGCUGGCACAGGUGGUGCAGGCUGCCUGCGGCCCGGCCAUGCACCUCUUUGGCUACAAGUUGGCCAGGGAUGCCGCCUCGCUCACCAACCGUUCCAUCAGCCUGCUGGAGGAGCGGGGCACCUUCUGGGUCACGUAGUGAGGGAUGCCCGGGACCCUGGGAAUCCCUUCUCAUGAAAUGCUGGCCCUGCUUCCCUCACACCCAGCCUGGCAGUGAAACACAGCCCUGGCAGAGAGUCAGAAUGGGGAGCGGUGAUGGGGGUAUAGGCCCUGGCUGUAGCUGUAGGCCUCCGGCCAGCUAGUUUCCCCAGCACAGCCACAGCCACUUUGGGGCUUCUCUGAGGACAGCAGUGCCCUGUGUCCUUGGUGGUACUGGUCAUUCCCACACACCUAUGGCCUGCAGUGUCCUAAGCAGACCCAGGCUGGUUCCUGUGUAUGGACACACCUCCCCGGUUCUACCUCACACUGUAACAAAAACAUGACACACAUAAAGGCCUGUAGGCUGUGUGGGCCAGAGUCCAAAUAUUUAACAACCAGAAGGGCGUAGGCCCGCUCCACUCACUCAGAACUCCUACUAUAUUGAAUGUUAACCUUUUCCGCUCUGAGUCAGAAAAGGAUCUGACCGAGUCCUUAGAAGAAGGAGGGCAGCCUAGGGUGAGGAAGGGGACAUUUGAAGCUCCUGAGGUGACAAUGGCUGUUUACCAACUGAUAAAAGUGGUUUGAUUAGCCGUUCUGGCUACUCAUGAAUAUCAGCCUAGGUAGAACAAGACAGAAAGACAACAAGGCUGGGGGUGUGACUCAGCCGUAAAGUCCUUGCCUCUCAUGCACUAAGCCCUGGGUUUGAUCCCUAGCACUACAAACAUAAGGAAAAAUAAAGCAUAUAUGUACAUACAGCACAGAGACAGGAAAGCAUCAUAACCCCCCCCUCUCUCUCUCACACACACACACACACACUCACACAAUCAUAUACACAUUCACAGACCAAUAUAGAAAAGCGUCCCGUUCUUUUUUGCUCACAGUGUUUGUUUUGUUUUUUGUUUUUUUCUAAACAGGAGCCUUAAGUUACAUUAUUAGGGUUAUGUGAAGAGGGUCAUAUUCAGGGACAGUGACACUUUGCCCUGACCAGAGCUGGAACGGAAUGCUGGUCUCUGAAUCACCGCUAAGCAUCUGGGGUUGCCAUGCUACCUCCUCUGACCCAUCCACACGCCACAGCUGGGAGGCAGAAUAUUUUAGAGAUGGCAUGACCAGCCUUCAUAUGACUGCGGUCCAAAGGCUCCAUCCUGAUCAUUCCUCGGGAGCACGCCCAUUUUUGAAGGCUGUCUGAGGCCUAACCAGCGGGCCCAGCUUUGGUCCCUGAAAGCAAAAGACAGCUCAUAGGCUUACUAUUUCCAGCCAGUGCCUUCUAGAGCCAGCCAAAGUUCAGAGUGCUCCGCAGGAAGAAGCCACACGAGGACUCAGCUUCCCUGAGCAGCAGCCUGCUUGUUCCCUCCUAGUUGACAGAGAUCAGCCCUCGGGUUGCCAUGGUUACAGCUAGUGUCUAAAAGGAAUGUCUACUUUAGGGUUCUGGGAAAGAGGCGUGCUCAACUCAAGAUGAGUAGGUAUUUUACUUGGGCUUUUUAAGUUACUUAUGGCUUGGUGCUGUUUUUGUUUCAAGGCUGUUUAGGGCUUUGUUUCUGUAGGAACAUUCCUCCGUGCUGAUUGAGGCUGAUACUGGCAGGGAACACUUGGUUCCUGGUAAAGGGGUAGACCAGAAGGAGGGGACUUCCCUUAGGAGGGGCAGAGUCACUCAGCGCCUCCUAGGGACCCACAUGCAUGUCUGUGUGAACUCCAUGUAGAAUGACUCCCAGAUGCUGCCAUUGGGCCCUAGGUCAGUAGCCCAGCUUCUAUAGUGUUUAUCUAUUGUGUCCGUCGCCCUGGUUUCAGUUCCAUGCACCACACCAGCUAGGCAUGUUGGCACAUGCCUGUAAUCCCAGCACUCAGGAAGGAGAGGUUGACAGCCAAAAGUUCAAAGUGCAGUGCCAUAUCAAUUUCAAGGUCAAACUCUGCAAGGGAAAAAUUAAAACCCCAGCCUAGCGUCUCUGAGCGUCCAGAGCAGCCUGUACCCCUGCUCCAGAACAGGUUGUUUGAAAAUCCCUUAAAAGCCCCAACACGUGGCCGAGGGAAGGAGAGGGGGGAGGCGGGUUCAGAGGCCUUUGACUGAGCAGCUAGGUUCCCCAAGGCUCUUCCCUCCCUGUUCAAGAUGAGGCACGAAACCCAGGCUAGCCUCGGAACGUCGGCAGUGGGGGUUGGUUGCCACAUUGCUAUUUCUGGACAACUGCUACAGCUGGCACCGUCAAAGCCCAGGACUGAGCUGGUGUGAGUGAUACAGACACCAAACACGUCGCCGCAUGGAAGCAGGCAUGGCUAGCACUGACGUGGGGAAGGGACGAUGGCAGCACACUCCCCAUAUUGUAGGGUUUGUGACCUGCCUGCUCAGCUGCUGGGUCCCAAACCCGGGUGAACUCAGAGUCAGUUGAGCCGGUCUCUACUAUAGGUUUUGAUCAUCUAAGAACAAGUGUGUAGAAGGCUGGCUCCUGCUUGAAGUCAAAGGGACAUUGGCUCUUGGUACUCGAUGGGGACAUGAUGUUGUGGGCACGCUCAGGGGUGCAGAUAUCCUCUCUCCAUGUCCCCCUCGCCCCCCCCCCCCCCAUGCAGAGCACAUUCCCUUCUCAGCACAUGGGAGGUGGGAAGGGACGAACUGAGAAUUUCCUUCCCUCUCCCUGUCCCAGGGGCCAAGGCAUCCGUGUCUCAGCUCUCUGAGGACAGAUGCCCUCAGUGGACCUUUGGGACGUCUCAGGACGUGGACAAUGCUGUGUGCACUGCAAGUUGCUUUAUUUAUUUUGUGGAAAGAAGAGACGGUGUUAUUUGCAAGGACCAAAAACUGUACCCUAAUCAAAAAGUACAAAUAAUAAUAAUAACAUCAAUAAUAGGAAUGAUUCUCACGCCGUGCACACAUUAGGACACCUGAGGACCAUGCAGAAGAUGAGACAGAACCAGCUCAUGGAAGCCCAGGAUGAUAAAGAGGUUCUGUGGGUCUCUUACUGUCCAGAAGUACGAUAUGAGGGCCCUCGGCUGUAUUGCCUUUGCUUGGGUGUCUGCAGCAACAGAACAACUCAUGCAGGUGGAUGGGUAGGUGGACAUAGCCUUGAAACAUCCCCUGAGGCUCAGCCAUCCAGGAAAAAACCUCAGGUUUGGAGAGGGACAACAUAGGGAAGGCAAUAUAGAGAAGACCAAUGUAGGGUUCUCUGCUAGAAUUACGCUUAGGGGCUCUUAGCAUAGGGUCGGAUGGAGAAAUGGCCUUGUUGGUAGGAUGAGGCAACUGCUGAUCUAACCCCAAAGAUCAAUGGGCACUCAAGUGGCCUAUUGCAGUGACUCUUAUCAUUGCUGGUGUCUGGCCCAUGGUGGAAGACGCACUCAUUCUCUAGUCGGAAGGGAGGGUAGAAGGAGUUAAGAGUAUCAGAUGGUUUGAUCCCAUGCCCCCAAAUCCCUUGGUCCUCUUCCACACUAGAGCCUGCUUCAGUUGACCAGGGGCUUGUCCCUUGAGAGGUGCUGGACUCUGGAGGGCAGGAGCAUCCCCAAGGCAGUCCCACCACAAAAGUAGAGAGAUGGUUCUAAGAUGGUUGGGGGGGGGGAGAAAGGGAUAGGGACCAGACCUCUGAGAAGCCACAUGGGUCCUCCCAACUUGUACACCUGGGAAGAAGGGAACUUCACUAAAAUGGGGACCUGGAGCUGGUGUAUUGUUUGUGAAGAUCCUGGCUCAGUGAGAUGCAAGGAGGCAGUGAGUUCCCAGAGCAUAGCCACAUUCCCUCCCAACUCCAAACACUCUCCCUCAAAAGUACAAGGCAGAGCCUGUAACUUCCAGUGUCUUAAUGCCGGACGGCGGCGGUAGCACUUGCCUUUAAUUCCAGCACUUGGGAGGCAGAGGCAGGCAGAUCUCUGUGAGUUUGAGACCAACCUGGUCUACAAGAGCUAGUUCCAAGACAGGUUCCAAAGCUACAGAGAAACCCUGUCUCGAAAAACAAAACAAUAAAAAGUGUCAAGAUCCUUUGACCUGUGCCCUUGUCACUGCAUGGGUACAGAUCCUUACGUAUUCCUGAAGAUAGAGAUAUGGUGUUCCUUUACCGUGGCCUCGCUGUGGAUCAGCUUCUGGCCAGGCGAACGGGGCACCCGUGUCACCUGCUUCCACUAUAUUUGGGCUUGAACUUUGCCUCCCGUGUAGUCUCCACCUCCCCUGGAUAAUCUAAUGCCUGUGUCUCACCACCAUCCUUCACUUCCUGGUGGGUCCUACGAAUGUUUCUUUUGUGCCAGUACCUGGACCCAGUGCCCUGCCUCAUGGCUACAUGGUAAAGGACAUCUCCUUCCCAGUCUGAACAGUCAUGGCAUGUUCAUAUGUGCUCAGGAGUACAUGCAUGUGUGUGUAGGGGGAUACGUUCUAUUCUGCCUCCAGUGCUGCCGCACACAGCCCCAGCCUCUCUCUGUCACCGACCCGAAUGUUCUCAUUGUGGCCGCAGAUAACCUUCCAAAGUCCGUUUCUAUCGCUCUCAUCUGAGAGCUGAUAACUGUGUUCAGAGUCUGCUUCACGGACUAGAAUGUGAAACCUUUCUCCUGGUGGCUUGCCUGCCUGGCUUAUUUAAUUAAAAACGAACGUGCAGUAAA